AAGCUUGAAUCCAUGAACAUUAUAUAUGAAUCAGAGCACUCAGGCUUGGUGGACAAAACUGACAUUUCAUCCGUGUCAUCAACAACUUCUUCAAGCACCAAAGAACUACAAGAAAACAAUGAACAUCGGCAGAUGAAAAUCUCCAACAUAGUCAAAAGUCAAGAAUCAAAAGAGAAUGCCAAAUCCCAGAAAGAGUCGGAAGCUUCACUGCCAAAUGAUUCAGAAAAUUGUUCAUUCAGUCUCAGUGAUGAUAGCUCUGCAAGUUCUGUAUUUGGAGACAAUUUGCAAGAACUCAAAAGCCAGAAAUAUGAAAUGGGACCAAAUCAAGAUCCAAUGUCCCAAUCAGUCUCAAAGAACUCUGGACAAAAUAUAGCAGAAAAUGCCACCUUUGAGGAUUCUUCUUCCUCCGCAUUUGAUUCAUAUUCUGAAAAGUCAAGUCAUCUGGGCUCCAAUCAAAAUUGCAGUGACUCAAACAUGGAUGAACUGAGUGAUAUCUGCAAUCGCAGUGUGAAAUCUUCUGCCGGAGAGGGCCUCAACGAAGAAGGCGAUCAAGAUUCAGACCGUCAAAUAGAUAAUAUGAUGGCCUUAGUUCCGGUUGAUAUGCCACAGAAAAAUCAGCCCAUUGAUCCGGAAGUUCUUGAUGCCACGGUGAAACAAGUGCUCGACACGUUAAAGCAUGCAAAGGAACAACUUCAGAGUUCGAUGGAGAGACGGCGAACAAGCAUGAUUAAAGUUGGUUAGAUUUGUUUCAUCUGGAAGACAAGUAUUGUUUCAUAUACUGAAUAAAUGGCUGACUUAUGUACUGAUUCAAGCUGUUACACUAAUGGCAAUCUUCUUGAACUUUGUUUGC
This is a messenger RNA of Sesamum indicum (sesame), 850 nucleotides long. RefSeq lists its product as uncharacterized. NCBI's taxonomy places the organism in Eukaryota, Viridiplantae, Streptophyta, Magnoliopsida, Lamiales, Pedaliaceae. The record is from RefSeq and is a predicted model, not a curated record.